Molecule: messenger RNA, 1744 nt
Organism: Blepharisma stoltei
Lineage: Eukaryota; Ciliophora; Heterotrichea; Heterotrichida; Blepharismidae
Source: the annotation of a GenBank genome assembly
AUGAUGGAAGGCUUUUAUUAUUGCUCAAUUUGUGCAGAGAAAAAGCAAGCAGAUUGGAUGUGCACAUGUCAGUAUUCAAGACGCUAUUAUUGUGAAAUACAUUCAUAUAUGCAUACUUUGGAGCAUCCAAGAGCAAAAUCAGGUUUGCAAAGAGCAUGACUUCCAAUCAAAGAAGAAAGUAGACUAAAAAUAACUAAAAAACUCUCGAAAAAAAUUGAAAAACUUAAUAAAUCAAAGCAAGCACUUACUCCCCCCUCCGUGAGCGAACAAAAAUUCUUGAGGGGUUAAUUUUUUUUUAAAAAUAUUUAUAUAUAAAUUUAUAGUAAAUUUUUUUUGAAAUUUUAAAAAAAAUCCUUAUUCACAAAAAUUGGAAAGCAAAUAUUAAUUUAAUUUAUAAAAUUUAUGUUUUUUAAAGCGCAAUUUGUUUAAAAUUAAACAUAAUUAAAAUAUGGCGUCUUCGUCUGGGUAUGGUCUCCCGGCCAUACAGCCUCGACACAUAUUUUAAUUAUAUCCGGCAAGGUUUUACCCAUUUCAGAGAAGGACAGCAAUGCUAGGUAAGCAAUUCUGGUUGUGUGCAGAGCCUAGCCCAAGUCUAUUCUCAGGGUUGGAUUUUUCCUCGUGGGGGAAGUUGGAAAGGGGAAGCCCAGCGAAGUCCUUAGGACCAUUCGGGCAACUCCCUAGCGUGAAACUGGGCGUUACGUCCCAGGCUACGUGUUUUUCCUUUUUUGCCGAUAGCCGACCAGAAAAUCCAUUUUUUGGGUUUUUCGAAAAGCAACCCAUGUUGCAAGCAAGUAGCUCAUCCAUGAGCUGUCGAAGCCGGAACACUCGUCCGGAGGCGCACCCUGGUGAAUCGAAACAGACUGGCCCAGUGGUCUGUAGGCCCGAUGCGGCGAAGGCGAGCGGCAGGGUGUGGGACUUAGCCUACCCCGUAGUGGACGUUAAGCGUUUAUAAAUCUUAAGUAAGUAAGUAAGUAAGUUUAAAAUUAAACAGAAUUAGCUAUAGAUUUCAUUAUAAUAAUUAUCAUUUAUAUAUUAAACAUUUUUUUUCAUAAAAAAAUUUAUGUUCGCUUACGGAGGGUGGGUUUUGGGCAAAAAAUAGGAUUUUUUCAAUGGUUUUGUUCACUCACGGAGGGGUAGAAUUAUAGAAACUACAUUAAAAAGAAUAAAAUGUUUAGAAGCCUUUCUUCAAGAAAGUAUUGCCCACAUUUUAAAGGAGAAUAGCUACUACAAGAGCAUGAUCAUGACAAUUAAUUCACUUGCUCAUUCUCCGCUAAAGACUAACGACGCUCUAAUUGAAAUUUUAUCGAAACCAAUAGAUAGGUUUCGUUUGAAAGCAGCAAUUGAUAAUUUUUCACUAUCAGCUCCUAAAGAUGCCUCACUUGUAAAUUUACAUGCAUUAUUUGCAGAAUGAAAGAAACAAGAAAGCAUCGAUCAAUCAACCAAAAAGAGAUGUCCAAAUUAUCACGAUUGUCCAGACAUCUUGCAUUGCAGCUAUGCGCAUCCUACCAAAAAUGUAUGAAAAACUUAGUGUGAAUUUUAUCCUAACUGCAAAAAUGGUGAUGACUGCCCAUACAGACACGUAAAGGUAGGACUUAUUUAGACUUUAUGCAAGUUUGGGAGAAAUUGCACCAAAAAAGGAUGCCCUUACAUCCAUCCAACUUUAGGCAAUUCUUCAGAACCAUUGAAAAUUACUAGACCCACAGACAAUAAAGAUAAUCGGCUUAAAUAUUAUAGUUUCAGGUAA